AUGUCUGAAAAUUCUCCCCAUGUCAAGUCUAUAUUCGACACUCCUCCAAGCAAACCGUCCACGGCGAAAAGAUCACAUUUUGAGCGCCAGAAAGCCGAAGCCGAAGCAAAAAGGCAGAGAGAUAAGGCAGAGACGGCUGCAGUCUACGAAGACUUUGUGAAAUCAUUCGACCAAGAUUCUAGCCCAUCUACUUCCUCCAAUGCGUUCGGUGGACGAUCCACCCAGCAACAUCAUCAUCAUGCGUCUGCGACAGGUCACGGCCCCUUUAGCGGCGGUCCAUCGAAACGACACUUUGCCGGGCCAAUGCGAACUACCUCAGAAUCGAUCGGAAAACCACCUUUAUCAUUCUCCAAGAAACGACCAUUUGAGUCUCUAAGAGACUCUCAACGAGACCGGGACAAGCCUCGUGGGAUAUUUGGUUUUGAAGGCGCGCGGGCGGGCGACUCGUUGAAUGCAUUCCAGGCAUCAGACGACGAAGAGGAGACAACUAUUGAUAAAAAGGAGGCGGAGAAAGCAGCUGCGAAGCCUACAUUGCAUCUCGCAUCCCUACCUCCUGGUACAUCUCCCGCUGUUGUAAAGUCGUUGAUUCCUCCGAUAUUGGUUGUAGACAAUGUCAAGAUAUUACCACCCCCGCCGCCGUCAACACAUGGAGUGAACGAAAAGAGAAUAUGGUCUGCUAUUGUUACACUGGCUCAUGACACUGCCGCCACGGAUAUGGAUACGGUGGUAAGCUCAUUACAGAAUAAGUACUUGGGCUGGGGGUUUUAUUUGUCGAUUUCUAGACAUCUAUCGUCGGCCGCCAUUCAUUCAAGUAUACCCAUAGCUCCCGGAUCUACGUCAUUAACAAACCAACCCUUCGGUGCUCGGCCCAUAACUCGUGCCAGUCAGUUUGGGCGCGGAGGGCCUCAUCGUUCUGGAAUCGCGCCACCUUCAUCAUAUGAUUCCAGAUAUGGGAGUAGGAGUAACCAGGGGCUUCAAGUCGACGUGAAGCCACCUUCAGACUUGCGACAAUUGAAGCUGAUACAUAAGACAAUUGAGAAUCUAUUAACGUUUGGACCAGAAUUUGAGGCCCUGCUUAUGAGUAGGCCGGAAGUUCAAAAGGAGGAAAAAUGGGCCUGGAUAUGGAAUUCAAAGAGUACCGGAGGGGUAUGGUAUAGGUGGAAAUUGUGGGAUAUUUUGACAAAUCCCGGCAAAAGACGCGGUAGAGGGCGAAACCAUGCUUCAACUACCGUCAUAUUCGAGAAUGGCCCUAUGUGGUCAGAGCCAGAGAGAAACUUACGAUUUGAAUACACUACCAAACUUGAGGAGUUUGUUUCAGACGAAGACUAUGAUUCAUCUGAUGAAGAUGAUUCAGAUAGAGAGGAAGAGAAGAGGCGGGAUGACGCUGCGAAUGAUACAGGGAAUGAUGGAACUGGCCAUUUGAAUCCCUUGCAAAAAGCAAAGCUCACACACCUACUGGCCAGACUUCCUACAUCACACUCAAAACUUCGGCGGGGCGAUGUGGCGCGAGUCACUGCAUUUGCAAUCAAGCAUGCUGGUGGAGGAGGAGAUGAGGUUGUUGAUAUGAUUGUAUCCAAUGUGAAUAAGCCCUUUGCUUAUACUUCUGCCAACCCAGAACGGCAAAAGGACGAAAAUGGAGCUUCGGGGUCAAACAAGAACGACGCUGACGAACCUGUCAAACUCGAUAAUGAACCCACGGAGCAAAGCAAGAAACCAACUGCCGAUGGGAAACUAGAUACAUCAUCAGCCAGUUUGGUUGGCCUCUAUAUCAUUUCAGAUAUCCUUUCAUCAUCGUCUACAAGCGGUGUACGGCAUGCAUGGCGCUAUCGACAACUCUUUGAGAAUGCCCUGAAACAACAGAAGACGUUCGAGAAGCUCGGUCGAGUAGAGAAGGAACUUGGAUGGGGCAGAUUGAAAAUUGAGAAAUGGAGGCGAAGUAUCGGCAUUCUUCUCAAUCUGUGGGAAGGCUGGUGUGUUUUCCCACAGGCUAGCCACGAAGCAUUUGUCAACUCCUUCGACCACCCUCCACCUACUGAAAAAGAACAAGCGGAAGAAAAGGCUCGUGUGGCAGAAGGAAAAGAGACGGGGGUAUUUGGCAGCAAAGGCAAAAACAAAUGGAAAGCCGUUGAAGAUAACGGGACAACAGGGCAGUUUGACCCUGCUGCUAACCCUACGGACGGUGGCGACCCUAUGGACCUGGACAUUGACGGAGCUCCUAUCGCCGAUGAUGACCUAGACGGCGAAAUCUUCUCCGAUAUAGACGGAGUCCCCAUGGAGGACAGCGAUUUGGAAGAGACCGAAGUCGCUGCUUUGGGUCAAGAUAAGCCACUCAGCAAGGAGCAAGAGGAAAAAUCAGUUUCAAAAGAAGAAAUUCCACCACAGGACCCUAUAUCUCAACCCGCAGAGCCUGCUCAACCUGCUCAAAAACGCCGUCGGCCGAAGGCAGAGGACAUGUUUGCAGACUCAGAGUCCGAAGGCUGA
Messenger RNA from Trichophyton benhamiae CBS 112371, 2481 nucleotides. RefSeq lists its product as uncharacterized. NCBI's taxonomy places the organism in Eukaryota, Fungi, Ascomycota, Eurotiomycetes, Onygenales, Arthrodermataceae. The record is from RefSeq and is a predicted model, not a curated record. Gene Ontology annotation, molecular function: RNA binding. Bases 1 to 2481 code for a protein of 826 amino acids. Gene Ontology annotation, biological process: RNA processing. The transcript has a single exon. Gene Ontology annotation, cellular component: nucleus.